AUGUCACGAAUCCCCGUUCCCUCCCAUUCUCCCUCUCACCCCCGCGGCGCAGGCGCUCUUCGUCCUACUUCCCCAAUGCCCGUCUCAUUUCCCUCGGACCGUCCGGUCUCCCCCUCCCCUUUUCCCUCUCCUCGCCACCAGUCCACGACGUCCAUGUCCGCGCUCUCGGGCUCGGUGGCCGACACCAGGAAGAAGCAGAGCAAACGAGAUGAGGCUAUCCGGAAGAAGAUCGAGGGCGAGCUCGCCCGCAAGCGCACGAUUUCUACGACGAACAACAUGCAGCCGCCGAGCAGCGCACGCCGCCGGAACAAGCCCAAUGUGCAGAAGGGUACCGUCGCCGCGCUCAAGCCUAGCCCUGCGCUCACGGUCCCCGAGAACAUCACCGUGUCUGAGGCCAGCCAGCUCUGCGCGGCGAAGCGGACGGACUGCGUGCUCGUCGUGGACGAUGACGAGGGCCUGAGUGGUAUCUUCACUGCGAAGGAUUUGGCUUACAGGGUCUCUGCGGAGGGCUUGGACCCGCAUACGACCCCGGUCAGCACUAUCAUGACGCGGGGCCCUAUGGUCACUCGCGACACCACUAGCGCGACUGAGGCGCUGCAGCUGAUGGUGCAGAAGCAUUUCAGGCACUUGCCUGUCUGCAACGAGGAGGGAAAUGUGGUCGGUCUCCUCGAUAUCACGAAGGUCUUCCAUGAAGCCCUCGAUAAGGUCGAGCGUAGCUCCUCUGCAUCCGAGAAGCUCUACACCGCUCUUGCGGGUGUUCAGAACGAGCUCGGCGGAGGCAUCGCGUCCAACCCCCAGGCUGCGGCCAUGCUCUCCUACGUCGAGACGCUCCGCGAGAAGACCGCUCUUCCCGACCUCACGACCGUCAUGGAUUCUCGCACGCAACCGGCGACUGUGGGCCCGAAGACUACCGUGAGGGAGGUUGCGAAGUUGAUGAAGGAGCGGCGCACCACCGCCGUAUGUGUUAUGGAGCCGGCAACUCCAGGGCAUGUCGGAGCACCGAAGAUCGCGGGUAUCUUCACGAGCAAGGACAUCGUCUUGCGUGUCAUUGCGGCUGGCCUCGAUGCCGGACGGUGUAGCGUUGUCCGCGUUAUGACGCCUCAUCCCGACACCGCGCCGCCUACAAUGACGAUUCACGAUGCGCUCAAGAAGAUGUACACUGGUCACUACUUGAACUUACCUUGUGUGGAGAGCGACGGGCGACUGGUGGCUAUUGUGGACGUUCUGAAGCUGACGUAUGCUACGCUUGAGCAGAUGAACGCCGUGUCCACCGAAACGGCCGGAGGUGAGGGCGAAGCUGAGGGUGGUCCCAUGUGGGGCCGUUUCUUCGACUCUCUCGGCGCGAACGAAGACACGGAGUCGAUGCUGUCAGGCUCCCACUACCACCCCGACAGCGUCGCCCAGUCACGGAGAUUCUCUCGCAGCAUGUCCCACUUCGCGCAGUCUCCUCACUCUGAGGUUCACCCCAACGACUCAGCGUCGGUGGUUGAUGAAGACCAGGAGUCGAUGACAGGCUACAAGCACAAGGAAGAGAACCACUCUCUCGUUGGCCCCGCGCCUUCUAUCCCGCCUGUGGACGACGGCACCUACGUGUUCAAGUUCCGCACCCCCAGCGGUCGUACGCACCGCUUCCAGGCCCGCCACGAUAACAUCGAGACUCUGCGCGAGAUCGUCAGCGGCAAACUCGCGACGGACCCCUUCUUCACCGGGUACAAGAUCUCCGACCCGUCUGAGCUCCCACCAGACCCGACCGACUUCACCCUCUCUUACACCGACGCAGACGGCGACAUCGUGCUCAUCACCUCCGACACUGAUGUCUCCGACGCGGUCAAGAUUGCGCGCUCUACGCACACGGAUCGCGUCGUGCUCUUUAUCUCGGGCGGUCGCGGCUGGUCGGACGUCAUGGAGAAGAAGAGCGCGCUGCAGGCAGAGGCGGUCGCUGCUGCUGCCGCACAGGAGAUGAAGGAAGUGGAGAAGACGGAACUGCCGACUGUGGUGACCAGCGCGAUGCCUCUCCCCACGGCGUAUAUGCACACGCCUCCGCCUUACGCGCAGGCUCCGCCACCCCCUCCUGCGACUCCGGAGAUGGUCAUGGGCAUCCCGAAGGAUCUGCUCUUGCCUGCCAGUAUUGGUGCGCUGGCUGCGGUCAUCCUCGGAGUGUUCACCAUCUCUCGUUUGACUCGGUAG
Epithele typhae is the source of this 2187-nucleotide messenger RNA. Its product is annotated as CBS-domain-containing protein. The record is from RefSeq and is a predicted model, not a curated record. Gene Ontology annotation, molecular function: protein binding. Bases 1 to 2187 code for a protein of 728 amino acids. The transcript is spliced from 6 exons. NCBI's taxonomy places the organism in Eukaryota, Fungi, Basidiomycota, Agaricomycetes, Polyporales, Epitheliaceae.